AUGAUCCGCUCUCGGGUUCGGUGCACAACCGACGCUUUACUACAAACACGGCGUCUCGCCAACCGUAGCGCUCUUGUGUCGAUUCAUGCCGAGAGUGAGUGUUCGAAAAUGGAGCGUGUGACGGUGCGCAUGGCUCGUUCGGAUCGCCGAACACCUUGGGGAUUCGGCGUGACCGAAGCACCGGAUGGUUCGGUUGUCAUCGUCAACGUCGUCGGAGGUAGUCUUGCGGAUCGUGCUGGACUUCGCAAUGGCGAUGUUGUGGACCGUCUUGAAGACCUCGACAAUUUGGAUAUCAAUGCGGUUGAUCGCCUAUUAGUGACCGCGCACGAGAAAAUCGAACUGGUUGUUACUAGGAACCAAACGGGACCAACUCGAAUUUGGAGACCGGAGAUUACUGAAAAUCACGGAAGUUCCGAGGUUCCAUAUAGUGUCAACCUUCAACAUAAUAGCGAUUCGCGACCACCGCAAGGUUUCAAUUCGACGGCUCUUCCGUUCGAGACCGACGCUCGUGUCAAACAUAUGCAAUACAAUUCUCCACUUGGACUUUAUUCGGAAAAGACCGCUGCCGAGCAAUAUGUCCAGCAAACCGCCGGCUACGUUGACAACACUUCGUAA
Caenorhabditis bovis is the source of this 615-nucleotide messenger RNA. Lineage: Eukaryota; Metazoa; Nematoda; Chromadorea; Rhabditida; Rhabditidae. The record is from the annotation of a GenBank genome assembly.